AUGUCUAAACGCUCUCAUUCACCCAGCGUCCCUCAAGAUUCCCCUUCCGACAUGGAUUCUCCUUCAAGCUCACCAUCCGCAUCCUCAACCAGCACCGCUCAGCUACCUCACGAUCGUAGUAAAAUCCUGCAUCGAGACACUGUCCCGUCGGUCGAGGUCAUGCACUGCACUUUACCACCGCAUCGCGAGACAGUCUCCUUUGCCUCCUAUGAGGAUUACGAGGUUCACUAUCAGCAGGCACAUGUGAACCGGUGCUCUCAAUGCAGCAAAAACUUCCCGACGACGCACUUUUUGAAUCUCCAUAUUGAGGAGAAUCAUGAUCCGCUUGCGGCGGCAAAGCGGGCAAGAGGGGAUAAGACGUAUCGCUGUUUCAUAGAAGAUUGUGAGCGGAAAUGUUCAUCGCCCCACAAACGGCGGCUGCAUUUGGUAGACAAACAUAUGUUUCCUCGAACUUAUAACUUUUAUAUCAUCAAUGACGGCAUUGAUAAACAGACCUCGCUCCUCAGACCGCUGAACAAAAGCCACCGUCGGCGCAUGUCCUCCGCUUCAAUCUCAUCCAUCCAAGAAGGACGAUUGCGGCGUCGGAGUUCCGUGACACAACCGACAAGUCCGACAAGCCCGCAGCGGAUGGGAAAGCUUGCUCCCUCUCACCCCCGUGUACUGGAACACCCGUCGGUUGAGAUGGAAAUUGAUGGGUUGACUCAAUCCAUGUCUGCACUUCGAUUCGUGCCGACAAGCGUGAUGAGGAAUCGAGGCCGAAUGGCGCCGAAGCAAGGGUCAUGA
Molecule: messenger RNA, 783 nt
Organism: Penicillium oxalicum
Lineage: Eukaryota; Fungi; Ascomycota; Eurotiomycetes; Eurotiales; Aspergillaceae
Exons: 3
Coding region: 1-783 (260 amino acids)
Source: RefSeq, a predicted model, not a curated record